This is a messenger RNA of Ochlerotatus camptorhynchus, 2436 nucleotides long. RefSeq names its product Rho-like (gene RhoL). The transcript is spliced from 4 exons. The coding region runs from base 1425 to 1985 and encodes 186 amino acids. The record is from RefSeq and is a predicted model, not a curated record. Gene Ontology annotation, molecular function: GTP binding; GTPase activity. Lineage: Eukaryota; Metazoa; Arthropoda; Insecta; Diptera; Culicidae. Gene Ontology annotation, biological process: small GTPase-mediated signal transduction.
AUUCGCCAACAGCAAUGUGUCGCGAACGGUUGUUUUAAGAGUCGCUACUGGUGUCGAAUACGGGGCUUGUGUGGAUACAAAACACUGCCGCGCUGUGUAGAACCUGUUGAACGAUUGAAGGGUUUAACGACUACUAUCGCUCUAUUCACGAAAGUAGAUGAUCGCGUCACUCUUCAGUGCCAGGAGAGGAAACAGUUGUUUUGAAAGUUAGGAAGAUUUGUCGUCACUUGUGCUUUAAAGGAAAAACCCGGGUGUGCUUCUAAUGGUCGUGCUUUAUCGUUAUCAUCACUUAUCAGAAUCUUACAUAUCCUGUGUGGUAGUGUGGUGCCGGUACUCGUUAGAGUUAAAAGCGGAUCCCAUAGAGGAAACAUGUGACAAGUGUUACUCGGUUAGGCUGUACUGAUGUGAAAUUGAUUGUUUGUCUAGUUAAUUGAAGCAGACCAAAUAGUCAGUCGGUGUGAGCAGUUGAUGCUUCACGCUUUUGAAUGUGCUGAAUGUUGAUUAGUGUCGAGAGCUGGUUCAGUGUGUGCUAUGAAUAAUUGAUAUUCAGCUUCAUCAUCUAUUUUUUUUUUGUGGUAGUUUUGUGUUUCACCAACAUUUAUGCAAAAUAAACGAGUCGAAGAUCUUCACUGCGGACAUUAGCGAAUUUCUGCAUUUGAAUGCUUGGCAGUGUGCUUGAAGUGACUUAAUCAUCUGUCUUAGGACGUCGUCGUCGCUUGAAAAUGAUUUACGCCUUGAGUUGCGCUUCUACGUCCCGUUGGUGUUGGUGCUUAUCUGUAGCGAAAAAUUAAAGCUGACGGUUUGUAACUCGAAACAAGCCAGCCAUUGGCGAAGAGUGAAAAGGAAAAUAUCACACAUCAAGUGAUAAAAAGGCAGAAUUCCUUAUCGGUGGAAAAUACAAAUAAAUUUCAUUUUGCCCUCGUUGCUUCCAGUCAGCCGAUUCGCCGUCCAAGGCGGUUGUUUGUGUUCACAGUCGUAUAUCGAUAUAUAGGCUUCAGAGAGCUAAAUUUGGAUUUCACAAGUGUAAAAGAAGAACACACCUCAAUUGAUUUCGAUUACGCAGUGAAACUGGUCGACAAUUAAUAUACCAAACCAGACCGAGUGUGGAAUUCAUCUUUCUAUAGUCGUCGAAGCAGAAAAGGAAACAAUCCCAAAAACACCAAUAAAUUAUCGAAAAAUUUCAGUUACAUAAAGCAAACGAACCGUGAGAGCAAAGUUAUCCCGCGUUUGGCGCAUUUUUGGAACCAUCUUUCAACCUGCGACACAACAAAAUAAAAACAGUAGAGCCCGCUUUCGAAGAAACUUGCGUGACAAUUAAAUGAGAAAAAAAAAAACUGGAUUACAUCAGAUUGAAACACCACUGCUGAACACCGGCUGUUCAUUCGAGGGUCUUCGAGGAGAAAAAUCAAAAGACUGAAAUCGAAAUGACGAUGGGUAAUAUGCGUCCACUGAAGAUAACCACAGUCGGUGAUGGAAUGGUCGGCAAAACGUGCAUGCUAAUUACCUACACACAAAACGAAUUCCCCAGCGAAUAUGUGCCAACGGUGUUCGAUAACCACGCCUGCAAUAUCACGGUGGACGAGAACGAGUAUGCCCUCACACUAUGGGACACGGCAGGACAGGAAGACUACGAAAGACUACGACCGCUAAGUUACCCAAAUACCGAUUGUUUUCUCAUAUGUUACUCCAUAUCUAGUAAAACAUCGUUCGAUAACGUGCUUUCAAAGUGGUACCCGGAGAUAAGGCACUUCGCACCGACUGUGCCGAUUGUCCUUGUGGGAACCAAAAGUGACCUCCGAGUACAUGGAUCCGAGAAGUUCGUUACUACACCAGAAGGCAAAAAGCUAAAGCACAAAAUCAAAGCUUACUCGCUGGUAGAAUGUUCCGCGAAGAAGAAACUCAACCUCGGUGAGGUGUUCGACGAAGCCGUGCGAGCGGUGGAGAAAAAGCCUCAUGCCAAACCACGUGUCUGCACGAUACUCUAGUUCCCGGUCGAUUUCCUAGUUUAUAGUUUUGUUAAAUCCUACAAUUUUAUUAAAUAUAUAUUAUAUCGAUAAGGCCACGGCCAGUGAUGGUAGGUAGAUGCUCUACUUUCAACUUAACCAAUUGUUUCAGAAAAAAAUAUCCUCAUAAAACGACGCCUCUGGCCUUAAUCUAAAUUACAAUCCAAUCUAGCAAACAAGUAUUCGUAGAUUUCCUACCGUUGAAGUAUUGUGUUUAUUGAAAAUUGAGAUAUUUGCUAAAAUUUACUGCUAAAUUUAUUAUCGAAAAUGUUGUGCUAUAUUCUGCAAAUUAUAUAAAUUUGUUACAUUUUCAAUAGGAUAUUUUAUUUGCAUCCCGAUCAUUGGGAGAACUCCCACAUUCAUCUACUAGUCAUACGAGUUUUUCAUGAAUCAUUGAAAAUGUAACUGAAGAAAUACAUGAAAUAUUUGUGUA